AUGGAUAAUGGCCUUUUUCUCGACGAUAUUCUUGGCCUCGAAGACGAGUUUUACGCCGAAGGCUACAGGCUAGGGACGCUUGACGGGACAAAGGCGGGCUUCGACGAAGGCAGCGUCUUCGCCAUCGAAAAGGGCUUUGAAAAGUUCCAGGCCAUAGGGAAGCUCUACGGGAAGGGAAUAAUAUGGGCGAAGCGGUUGCCAAACCAGCCGGAAAUGUUGAAAAGCAGCACCGCUCAGUUAUCCCAUAAAAGCAAGAAUGAAGCCCGGGACAAUGCGCUGAGUGCUGGUGCUAAGUCGGGGGAUCUGGAAGCACAACCUAUACCAGCGCAGGAUCUGCCUGGCCUCCCCAGUAACCCGCGACUGGAGAAACACAUUGCAACAUUCCUCUCGCUGGUGAACCCCCUCACCCUAUCUAUGGAGAAUAAUGAAGAGGCUGUUGACGACUUUGAUGACCGGCUGAAGAGGGCUACUGCGAAGGCGAGGAUCAUUGAGAAGAUGCUCGGCGAACCAAGCGAGCAUACCGCUGAGUGCUCUACUGGGGCCAGUAACAUCGAAGACAUCAGCUCAUUGCCAGCUCAUGUCACCGGCAACCGGCAACCGCGGAACUCUAGCCCCGUGGUCCAACUUUGA
Molecule: messenger RNA, 630 nt
Organism: Nannizzia gypsea CBS 118893
Lineage: Eukaryota; Fungi; Ascomycota; Eurotiomycetes; Onygenales; Arthrodermataceae
Exons: 1
Coding region: 1-630 (209 amino acids)
Source: RefSeq, a predicted model, not a curated record